CUUCCACAAACAACGUUGCUUCACACACAACCUCAGAAUUGGAACGGAAUGUCUUUAGCUCAGCAAAACCCCGAUUGGCAGCCGAAGAAGCGUUCGCGGCUUGGUUGCAACACCUGCAAAGCGCGAAAGGUUAAAUGUGACGAGGGUCAACCUGUCUGCAACAACUGUGAAGGCCUGCACCUGGAGUGUGCAUAUCCAAGUGCCGGCCAAAGGAGGGUAGCGGUUGGGAGGAGGAAUCCCAAAUCAUGCAGCGGCUGUCGGAUUGCAAGGUGUAAAUGCUCUCGAAAGGUCGUCGGCCAAUCCUCCUGCGAUCGAUGUCGCGAGAAGAGCCUGCUUUGUUCUUACCAAGACGGACCUGGGAACUCACCGAGACAACUUCUACCGAGUGAUCCGAGAGGGCAAGGCGUUGUCGCAGCAGCGCCAAUGCAGACGACUGAUAUAGAUGAAGAGGCUUGUCUGACUCCUGCGCCUGAACCGGCGAUUACACAGCUCCACUGGCUCAGCUCACCUGACUUACCGGAUGGGAAGCAUACCAGAAUAUUGGUUGAUAGCUACUUUCAAAACAUACAUCCACUUCGAUGUUUCUCCUUCAUCCACAAGCCGUCUUUUCUACAGAAACUCGCUGAGGUGGGCUCUGACGUACGAAGCGAUGCACUGUUACAUAUCAUGUGUACACUAGGAGCCCAAUUCUUUGCCCUCGAGUACAGCGAUACGGUCCAGCAACUUCCCGCAUCCUUUAUCCUUAAGGCUGGCUCUCAAUGGGCCGCCAUAGCAGAGCGCUUGAUUCUUGGAAAUACCAAUCAGAUUUCCAUCGAUGGCUUGAUGACGACCCAACUCCUUCAUGACUAUGCUCUCCGCAUGGGCAACUUCACGCAGGCCUUUGUGUUGAGUGCGCUCAUGGCCCGGAUGACUCAGGCGCUACAAAUCAACCUCGAGUAUUCGUCUGACCUGUUCGACGAGGCCGCCACUGCUUCGUUGUCUGUAACGGCUCGCGAGUGCAGACGACGGCUCAUGUGGAGUUGCUAUGUCACAGAUGUCUUGUGCAGCAAUGGCGUCGAGCAGCUGACGCUGAUAUUUGAGAAGGACAUCAAGAUUCAGCUGCCUUGCAACAACCGGAAUUUCCUCCAUCGGCAGCCAUCCAUCACGAGAACCCUCACUGGUUUGCCUUUGGAUUUUGCGCCUCCCGACAAGAUCCCUGCCGAUCUCAAUAGCAAUAUGGGCAUGCUAGGUUAUCUCAUCCAGCUGUUGGAAAUACGAAGGCGAGUGCUAUGGUACAUCAAGCACCUGGACCAAGCCAAGCUGCCGUGGCUACUAGACUCCGAGUUUGCACAGCUGGACCGAGAGCUGCAAGCCUGGUACGCUACUCUCCCGGCCAAUCUUCAGUAUACGGCUUCAACAAUCUACUUGCGAAAAGAGUCAUCGCAGCUGGGCGCCCUGUGCCUCUUUCACUGCACUUACCACCAGACCAUGCUAGACUUCUACCGCAUCGGGACGCCUGAACUGUUCAAGCUCCGGUCUGCCUUUCACUUCCCUCCGGAAAUGUCGGACUUCCAGAGACAUUUGCAAUACGCCUUGUUCAAGGAGGCGCGCACGCUGGGCGCUAUUAUUGCCGAGGCGGAGCAGCAUAGUCCUAGGAUGAUCGGGGACCCCUGGUUUCCUACCAUGGCGUACGAGAGCAAUCGCGUUAUGCUCUUUUACUUGACUCAAGUCACCGAUCCUGUCGCCGUGAACAAGCGGGAUCUCGUGCUGAGUAGCAUCGCUUAUCUGCAGAGCAACCUGAAAGCGUUAAAGACCAUGCGGGCUACCAAUGCCAUGGCUGAGGGUCUAUCUCGCGGAGCGGAAAGCAUGCUCCAGAAGCUUGGGGUCGACUCCAACCACAUUCUUCCGCUGCCCAACGUCAUCUUGGACGAUCCGUACCUAGCGUUCCCGAACAGAGAUGCCGAAACCCCCCAAAGAGCCGCGGACUCUGACCUCCACCCUCUCUCGAUUUUUCGCAUGGCAAGAAAGGAGAUUCCAGAGGGACACGUACCUGUAGAGCCAUCGAAAGCAAAUUCCUCUUCAACGAGUGACGUGUUGCAGGUAAUUGAAGACCUGAUCGUAGGUGCUGCGGGGAUGGAAGGGUUGAGUCAGAAACUUGAUAUGUUUUUCACGCCUGAUUUGGCGCGGGAUUGGGAUGUAACGGAGAUGAUUCUUGGGUCUGGAACAGAUGAUGGGCCGAUAUCAUGGAACGGCAUGACGCAGACGGGGCCAUUAUGAUGGAGCAACAACACCGGUACUCUCAUAAGUCCCCAUGAGGUUUUUGUAGAUAUCCUCUCAACGCUUCUACGGGAACCUUGGGUCUGCUAGAGUGAUGGCGGAUACGGUUUGAUCAGUGGCCUCUCGGUUGAUGACCAGUUUCAGUGACAAUUACCGCUGCAAUCUCGUCCACGUGCUUAAAGUCAAAGCAACCCUCGAGGUUGGGGAUGCGCGGGACUGCUUUUAAAAGAACAGAGUACCAGAUCAGGGCGUUGAGCCUAUCGCACCUUAG
Ilyonectria robusta is the source of this 2527-nucleotide messenger RNA. RefSeq names its product fungal-specific transcription factor domain-containing protein. Lineage: Eukaryota; Fungi; Ascomycota; Sordariomycetes; Hypocreales; Nectriaceae. Gene Ontology annotation, molecular function: DNA-binding transcription factor activity, RNA polymerase II-specific; DNA binding; zinc ion binding. Bases 49 to 2256 code for a protein of 735 amino acids. Gene Ontology annotation, biological process: regulation of DNA-templated transcription; DNA-templated transcription. Gene Ontology annotation, cellular component: nucleus. The record is from RefSeq and is a predicted model, not a curated record. The transcript is spliced from 7 exons.